Molecule: messenger RNA, 3333 nt
Organism: Stylophora pistillata
Lineage: Eukaryota; Metazoa; Cnidaria; Anthozoa; Scleractinia; Pocilloporidae
Biological process (GO): regulation of transcription by RNA polymerase II
Molecular function (GO): RNA polymerase II cis-regulatory region sequence-specific DNA binding; DNA-binding transcription factor activity, RNA polymerase II-specific
Source: RefSeq, a predicted model, not a curated record
ACUAUUUUAAGCCAAAUUGGAACUUUUAUCUUCGGUUUUGUUCACUAUACUUUCCGUGAAUGAGUGGAAAAUAUUGCGCAAACACAUUUCUAUCUUUUGUCAAAAUAACAUGCCAAUUUUGAAAAGAGAGUUCAACGAGAGAAAAUAAGGGAAAUAAAAGAAAUAUAUUUUGAUCCCCAAAACUUAAUACAGUCCAAAGUUUGAAUAAAAAACUGAUGUCAACUAGUAGCAAUUGAAAUGUCUUUAUUUAUGUUACCUGACUAUGUUCAAUUUCUUGUCUUGAAGUUUGUGAGAAAAGGCAAGUAGAGUGAAAAUGAGGCAGAGCAAAAGAAGGAAUGGACUCAGAUGUGCCAAUAAUGAAAACUGCUUUCACUCAAAAACAAAUCAGACAACACAUUUUGGAACUCCCAGAGAUGAAAGGCCUUACAAAUGUACACAAUGUGAGAAGAGCUUCAAGCAUCAACACAUGUUACAUCUACACACCAGGGUUCACAGUGGUGACAAACCCUACAAAUGUAUGCAGUGUGAGAAAACAUUUAAUCAUUCAUCAAAUUUGCAAAGACACCUCAGAGUUCACAGUGGUGAGAAACCUCACAAAUGUACUCAUUGUGACAAAACAUUUAAUCGAGCAGCACAUUUGAAAAUACACCUCAGAGUUCACAGUGGUGAGAAACCUUACAAAUGUACUCGUUGUCACAAAACAUUUAAUCAAGCAGGAACUUUGAAGAUACACCUCAGAGUUCACAGUGGUCAGAAACCUUACAAAUGUACUCAUUGUGACAAAACAUUUAAACAUUCAACAACUUUGAAAAUACACCUCAGAGUUCACAGUGGAACUUUGCAAAGACACCUCAGAGUUCACAGUGGUGAGAAAGCUUACAAAUGUACUCAUUGUGAUAAAUGCUAUACUAGAAAGUGGAACCUGAAAGUGCAUAACAGAUCAUACCAUGGGAAUUGGCCUCACAAGUGCAGCUAUUGCAGCAAAGGGUUUGAGAGUCGGAGGAGCUUAAAGAAACACCAGUGUAGACAACUAUCUUUGGAUAGAGAGAAAUUCACUUGUUGGAUGUGUGGUGAAUUUUGUCACAAUUGUUGUGGCAUACUUCACCACAUGUAUGAACACGUUGCAAGUUUAAUUCUUGUUGCUUUUGGAACAGUCAACCCAGGACUAAUGGAUCGUUUCAGAUGGUUUCAGGUGGUUUCAGGUGAUUCCAACUUUUACUACCUACGCUUCAGGUUUGAAAUCGAUGCGGCUGGACGAAGGUACGCAACAAUGAGCCACGAUGAAAUGUCAAAGAAUCAUCCUAGAGGAUUGAACGAUGUAGAGAGCACAGAAAAAGAAGCAAGAAUGUAUGAAACACAAGAUCAAGGAGACGGCUACAAAGCGCUGAAACUAUACCUGCAGAAAGUCAAUCCAAAUUGCACUGCCUUUUUCCAGUAUCCGAAGAAAAACUGUGCAGCCGAAGAUGCAGUUUGGUACGAAGCACGACCGCUUGGAAUACACAGCCUCACUAAAAUGAUGAAAAAUAUCAGCGAAGAAGCGAAUUUAUCCAAAGUUUACACAAAUCAUUGUAACGAGUAUUUCAUCAAAUGGAAAGGUUACUCCAGUCUUGAGAACUCAUGGGAGCUAGAAGAAAAUUUGAACUCGCCUGCUUUGAGUUCGAUGAAUGAAAGGCUGCAAACUGUUUUCAAGCGUGAGAGAAAGGCAAGUAGAGUAAAAAUGAGGCAUAGCAAAAGAAGGAGUGGACUCAAAUGUGCCAAUACUGACAACUGCUUUCACUCAAAAAGAAAUCAGACAACACAUUUUGGAACUCCCAGAGAUGAAAGGCCUUACAAAUGUACACAAUGUGAGAAGAACUUCAAAAAUCAAAAAGCGUUAAACCAACACCACAGGGUUCAUAGCGAUGAGAAACCUUAUCAAUGUAUACAGUGUGAGAAAAACUUCAAGCAACAACAGGGGUUACAUCAACACCUCAGCAUUCAUAGUGACGAGAAACCUUAUCAAUGUACACAGUGUGAGAAGAGCUUCAAGCAUCAACGCUUGUUACGUCAACACACCAGGGUUCAUAGUGGUGACAAACCCUACAAAUGUAUUCAUUGUGACAAAACAUUUAAUCGAUCAGGAAAUUUGCAAAGACACUUCAGAGUUCACAGUGGUGAGAAACCUUACAAGUGUUCUCAUUGUGACAAAUGCUUUACUCAAAAUUGGAGCCUGACAAUGCAUAACAGAUCAUACCAUGGAAAUUGGCCUCACAAGUGCAGCUAUUGCAGCAAAGGGUUUGAGGAUCAGAGGAGCUUAAAGAGACACAAGUGUAGACAACUAUCUUUGGAUAGAGAGAAAUUCACUUGUUGGAUGUGUGGUGAAUUUUGUCACAAUUGUUGUGGCAUACUUCACCACAUGUAUGAACAUGGUAUGAAAAAAGAGUAAACAGAUAUUUUUCUGAUCAUUCUGGAGCAAAAGUGUUAUUGAGGGUUGAGGUCUCUUCUGGUUAAGUCCAGCCCUUGGAUAACCUUGAUAAUGUGUGCUGAAGAAUCUGGUGGUUUACUUUUACUUUUGGAACUGAGAAGUAAAUAAUCAUGUUGCAAUUGAGUUUGUUGUUAUUUUAUUACUGUACUUAGAUCAUGGCAUUUUUAUUAGUAGCACUAUAAUUUAGCAUUUAUAUGAUGUUCAUGUGUUCUUCAACUGCUUAGUUUAGUCACUUUGUUGAGUAGUAAUUAACCGUAAGAAUAUUACUGAUGUGUGGAAUUUUACCAUGUACUCAGUGACAGCAUGUUUUGCCUAAAUUCUUUUCUCUUUUAAAUGAUGAUUGUAAAUUCACUCAGUUUUUGCAUGCUACUCUUUUAGGUUUAGCUGAAUUUCUAAAUUCAAAACUUGCUUGUAUCUGUUUAAACUACAUACUCUAUUAUCACCUCAAACUAAUAUUAUUUGUUUCUCUUUUUUUGGUGUAAACAAAUCGGAUCAUGUUUCUGUAGGUACUCUUGACUGGUAUAUCCACCAAUGUCGAUAUCACCAAUGUCGAUCAACACUUUGUUGACACUUGGUCAAUAGUCAGCUGAUAGUCUGCUUAUACUAGUUUUACACUCAUCAAUAUUCAGUUGAUACUUGGUCAAUACUCAGUUAAGACUAAGUUGAUAGUCGGUCAAUGUAUGGGUGGAGAUUAUCAACAUCAAAAUUGAUUGAGAAAAAUGAAGUCAAGUUUAACCUGUAAUACUAAUUGCCUGAGGGGAAUUCUUGGAGUGAUGCCAAUGUACCCUGGUAGCUCCACAAGGGAGGUGCUUGAGGGCUCUGUAACUCUGUAAAUAAUAAAGCAAAUAAACUUCAACCUCUAUAUAGUG